ACACACUCAGCGACACAACAAACAGCAACUAGCAAUCAUCUAGCCGGUUCAUCGCUUGUUGCAGCAUCUCCUUCGUGCACCUUACACGGCUGUCUAAUGGCAACCAUGAUGACCAUGAGUUCCUUCGUCGGUGCCGCCGUCCUGCCGCGAGGCUCGGCUGGUGGCUUAGGCGCCCGGUCUCUGCCAGCGCAGGACCGACGUGCCCUCGUCGUCAGGGCACAAACCGAGGGCCCGAGUGCACCACCGCCAAACAAACCCAAGGCGAGCACCUCGAUCUGGGACGCGAUGGCCUUCAGCGGCCCUGCGCCAGAGCGCAUCAACGGGCGGCUAGCCAUGGUGGGCUUCAUGACGGCGCUCGCGGUGGAGGCAGGCCGAGGCGAUGGGCUCCUCUCGCAGCUUGGCAGUGGCACUGGGCAGGCGUGGUUCGCCUACACCGUGGCGGUGCUGUUCAUGGCGUCGUUGGUUCCGUUGCUCCAGGGUGAGAGCGCCGAGAGCAGAGCCGGCGCCAUCAUGAACGCCAACGCGGAGCUCUGGAACGGACGCUUCGCCAUGCUUGGCCUCGUCGCUCUGGCGGCCACCGAGAUCAUCACCGGCGCGCCCUUCAUCAACGUGUAGAAUAAACUAGCAUUGUUGUCCACCGGAUAACACAACCUGGACUUACCUAGUAGGGCAUGUAUUCUUUGUAAGUAUAUAUAGUACUUGCUAAUUAAAGAAGAUUCAUCUUUCUUUUUUCUCA
Messenger RNA from Triticum dicoccoides, 736 nucleotides. RefSeq names its product low molecular mass early light-inducible protein HV90, chloroplastic-like. NCBI's taxonomy places the organism in Eukaryota, Viridiplantae, Streptophyta, Magnoliopsida, Poales, Poaceae. The coding region runs from base 97 to 615 and encodes 172 amino acids. The record is from RefSeq and is a predicted model, not a curated record. The transcript has 2 exons.